CCCUCCAUUUAUCACAUGGCCGAAGCACCACAAAAACAACAGCUUUGGCCGAGGCAGGGACUUCAGGAAAGGGAACCCGGGGCCCGCGCUGCAGCCCCCACCCCAUGGAGGAGGGUUUUCUCGAAUCCUUUGGGAGGCUGAGCCUCCAGCAGCCACAGCCUCGGCUGCCGGCCCCUCCGCCCCCGCGCGGGACAACCCCGCGGCGCCACAGCUUUAGGAAACGCCUCUACCUUCUGCGAGGCCUCCCGGGCUCGGGGAAAACCACGCUGGCCAGACAAUUGCAGCAUGACUUUCCCAGGGCCCGGAUUUUCAGCACGGAUGAUUUUUUCUUCAGAGAAGAUGGUGCCUAUGAGUUCAAUCCUGACUUCCUGGAGGAAGCUCAUGAAUGGAACCAGAAAAGAGCAAGAAAAGCAAUGAGGAAUGGCAUAUCCCCCAUAAUUAUUGAUAAUACCAACCUCCACGCCUGGGAAAUGAAGCCCUAUGCAGUCAUGGCACUUGAAAAUAACUAUGAAGUUAUAUUCCGAGAACCUGAGACUCGCUGGAAAUUCAACGUGCAAGAGUUAGCAAGAAGAAACAUUCACGGAGUCCCAAGAGAAAAAAUACACCGAAUGAAAGAACGUUAUGAACACGAUGUUACCUUUCACAGUGUGCUUCACGCAGAAAAACCAAGCAGAAUGAACAGAAACCAGGACAGGAGCAAUGCCUCGCCGCCCAACGGCGCCGGAUACUGGAGCUCCUACGCCGAGUUCCCCCAGCGGAGGGCUCCUGGCAGCUUCGCCCACACGCACGAGAGCUCCUUUAAUAGAAGAGGGGGGUGUCACCAUGGGUAUUAGAGCCCCAACCCACGGGCGUUCUGUUUUCCGGAAUCAGUUUUUACUUCAAUUUUUGGUAUUUAUUCUUGGUUCAGUCUUAGAGCUCUCAUGCCAGUGUAAAUAGUCGAGCCUGAAGGUUUUUGAGCAAAAGUCAUCACAUUCAUCUUCAACAGGCAUUUGUUACAGUGAUCCUGUAUGCAUGGUCUGAGGCUGGGGGUUGUGCAGGUCUGGGUAAACAAAGUCACUCUCUCCGGGGAAAGAAUUCAUUUGAAGCUGAAACCCAAGAACGUUAAACACAUAGGUUUACAAGUGAAAUCAAGUGUUUGUAGUGUAUAAGCUUCAGUACCACUUUCUCUGAAGUAAUCUAUUUUUCCAGGAACUCAUCUCCAUCUGGAAAGUUGGAAGGUGGGGGAGGAGACGUGAGAGGUAGGAAAAGUUUUAGUGCCAUUGCUACUUUUUUAAUGUGUGUAUCCAAAAAAUGUGAGCUGUGGCUGCAAUGAUAUAGAUUUUCCUUUAAAAUGAACAUGCUAGAAAGUGUACAUCUAAGGGAAUAUUGUCCUAUAAAGGAGACAUUUUGGAAAAUUAUUCCUUUAUUCUAGUGAUGUAUCAUUGUUAAAAAUAUCUGUCGAAUCCUACUUAAUAGCUGUACAAGCUACUGAGGAAAAUCAGUGUCAUUAUUUUGUCACUAUUUAUAGUCUUGUGUUUUAACUACCACUUUAUCGAAUAGGAUUAAACCUGAAACUUGGCUGUUGUGCUAAUAGUGAAAAUAAAACAAGCCUCCUUUAUAAAACACCAAUUUUUAAGAGGAAUCAUUAAGUAAUUUUAAAAAUCCUGCUUAUAAAUUUGUGUUAUUAUUAGUUGGCAGCCCCAGUGUUUGGGAGUGCAAGGAAUGAGGCCUCCCGGGGUGUAGGCCACAGAGGGACCCGUGAAAGCCACACUCACUGUCAGAUGGGCAGUCUCAAUCAAGUGUUUUAUGUGGAAUUAUUUUAGACAGUGAAGUUUGACCGCAACUCUGGAAUGUCCCUCUUAUCCCAAUACUGAAGUUAUGAAUCCAAAUUAAGUCUCCAUAGGUUGCAAUCAGAUUACUGGUGUGAGAUCCUGAUAAGACCAUGUAGGGUGUGUGCGUUAUUUGUUGGCCAGCAGCUUCUCUCCAGUGUUCUGUGAAGUCUUAGUUUAAGUGUCUUAUAUAAUGGUGCUUUUAUGGUUAUUAAAAUUUAUAUAUGGUAUUGGUUUAUAUGCAUUUGUCAUUGAAUCUAAGCCUUUUUUGUUCAACAGUAUAAAAAAUUUAAUUGCCUAAAUCCCACAGAAUUUUACCAUAGUAAGAACUAGUUUUUUUAUAUCAUAAACUUACCAAUCUUCUUUAAUAAAUAGGAGACAUAAAAGACAAAGCCAACCUUAUUUUUACUUGCUUAUGUAAAUUACUUGAUCUGUGCACAUCAGAAAGACUGUGUCACUGUAAUGUUCCAUUAUCUGACUCCACUCAACAGCUUGAUGACUAUCGGCAAUGUGUCUGUAAUUUUCUCUGUUAACACUUAAAAAUUGGUAUCUCCUUGAACAAAGUUUGGCUAAUGAAAAGACUUUAGUGAAUUUGGAUAAAUCUAAGGUGUUAUUAUAGUUUUGUUAAAUUCUGUGUGUCCGAGCACAACACAUGAUAAUUGUCUAUUAUCCGUGACAAUCCCCUCAGUAACUAGCACUCCUGUGCAGGCCCGGGUCAUGUGUGUGUUCUGGUCAGUAUGGCUGUUGCAGAAUUCACUCACUCAGCGGGGCUGGACCCCAUUAGGAAGAUACAAGUAACUGUCUGAGAGCCCAAACUGGAAUUACCUUCCUUUGAUUCCAAAGAAGCCAAAGGGUCAGGCUUCAACCCUGCUGAUUCGUGUCUGACUUUCUGCUUAGGACUUUUGGUCCUUGGACUGACUGCUAUGGAGCAGUGGCCCCAGGUUACAGAGCCAGGCCUUUUACAGAGCUCAGGAGAAUGGUUUUCUGGUCCAUUUGUCUCUUUUCCCCCAUAUAUCUCCUGAAGUACUUGGUAUUGAAGCAUAAACAUAACUGAUUAAAUGCCACCAACUUUAUUUAUCCCACCUAGAAAUGAUGUUUUUUCUCUCAACUGAUUUAUAUCAUUUUUUAAACACUCAACAAUGAUGUGCAUUGUUUCGUGUUAACAUUUGCAUCAUUCAUAGAGCUGGCACAGUGCUUUUUAUACACAAUAGGCUCUUACUGAGUGACUGUUAACACAAAUUACUUUUACCAUCUGUCCCUUGUGCAGUGUACACUGUUGACUUUGUAAUCAUUGUCACUUUUUGGGAUAUGAUAUCCACAUAUACUCAAGCUUCAUACCUUGCUCAUUAUAGCUUAGCUGUAUUUACAGUUUAUAAAGAGUGUGUGCAUUAGACUUCUCUCUACCGGGUAGUCUAAAUGGUAAUGAAGAAUGGAGGCGGUAACAGCAGUUAAGUUUUCCCAGGAUGAAAAAGAAAAGGUAAAAUUCUUACAGUUCUUUCUGUUCACUUGAGACUCAUGUUUUAUUCCCUGUUCAAGAGUGGAUCACCAGGAAAGUGAUUAGAACGUGAAGACCAAAUUCUUUUAUGAACAAAACUUAAAUUUCAUUAAUAAGACGGGUAGAACACUUAAGUUAAAAAGAAUAACAGAGGGAACAAGGCCCACAAAACUCUUAUUUUGUGUCAAAGAACUAGAUCAUGAGGAACUAAGGCCCAUGUAAAAAGUAAGGACUUCAAAUUUUCACUGAGGUAGUAGACAUUAAUUUUAAAAUGAACCUAGCAUAGUGAAUAUACAUUUGGUUGUAAACAUCUUGAGUGAUACAAGUAUGUUUUGUACCUGACAGAAAUUUAAUUGGUUAUAAAACCCCAAAUCUGUAACUUCAACUUGUCUGAAAACCUAUUUUGUUUGUUUUUUUGUUUGUUUCUGGUAAUUGCCCAAAACUCUGGAAAGAUUAUUUUUAAAAUACAGAAAUAAAGAAGAAAUACAUUUUUGUCCAUGGUUAAAAAAAAAAAGCAGAGCGGUCUAUUAUGUUAAUGACUUUUAGAGGAAAGAAAAAUCAUGGAUCACAGUUAUUAAAGUAAACAAACUGCUUUAUAAAAGGA
Molecule: messenger RNA, 3907 nt
Organism: Hipposideros armiger (great roundleaf bat)
Lineage: Eukaryota; Metazoa; Chordata; Mammalia; Chiroptera; Hipposideridae
Gene: N4BP2L1
Product: NEDD4 binding protein 2 like 1
Exons: 5
Coding region: 105-833 (242 amino acids)
Source: RefSeq, a predicted model, not a curated record